GAUUACAGAAUCACCCAAGUGACACGUUGCCAAAUUCAGCAGAAUGAGGGUCUGAGUCUUCCGGGUGGUGAUCUCUGAAAUUGCUCAGUGAGCACCCCUAAUUUUGCUGAUUUAUUGCUGAUAAUCACUCACAAUGGAAACCAAUCAAAAAUGCGGGGAUGGACUGACUGGCAUGCAGAAAGAGACUGCGCUGCGCGCUCUGAUCCAGCGCACAGGAUAUCACAUACACCAGGAAAACGGCCAGAGGAGAUAUGGUGGUCCACCUCCUGGCUGGGAAGGCCCACCUCCAGAGAGAGGCAGUGAGAUUUUUGUGGGAAAGCUUCCUCGAGACCUCUUUGAGGAUGAACUGGUGCCGCUCUGUGAAAAAUUCGGCAAAAUUUAUGAAGUACGGAUGAUGAUGGACUUCAAUGGCAACAAUCGAGGCUAUGCAUUUGUUACCUUCUACACAAAACAGGAGGCUAAGAAUGCCAUGAAACAGCUCAACAACUAUGAAAUCCGGAAUGGAAGACUUCUUGGUGUGUGUGCAAGUGUAGACAACUGUCGUCUAUUUGUGGGCGGUAUUCCAAAGACCAAAAAGAGAGAAGAGAUCCUGGCGGAGAUGAAGAAGGUGACGGAUGGUGUCAUGGAUGUCAUCGUUUAUCCAAGUGCUGCUGACAAGACCAAGAACCGAGGUUUUGCAUUUGUCGAGUAUGAGAGCCAUAGAGCUGCCGCCAUGGCCAGGAGGAAACUGCUGCCAGGGAGGAUUCAGCUGUGGGGUCAUCCUAUUGCAGUCGACUGGGCUGAACCUGAAGUAGAGGUAGAUGAGGACACCAUGGCCACAGUGAAGAUCCUCUAUGUUCGUAAUCUGAUGUUGCCCACUACAGAGGAGACCAUAGAGAAAGAGUUUAACAGCAUCAAACCUGGUGCUGUUGAAAGGGUGAAGAAGAUCCGAGAUUACGCUUUUGUUCAUUUCUCUCAAAGAGAGGAUGCCAUCAAUGCCAUGAACGCACUGAAUGGAAAGGUCAUUGAUGGAUCUCUCAUUGAGGUCACACUAGCCAAGCCUGUGGAUAAGGACAGUUAUGUUCGGUAUACCCGAGGCACAGGGGGUCGUGGCGGGACUCUGCUCCAAGAAGACUAUGCUUACACCGUAGGCCAGAUGUACGACCCCUCAGCAGCCUACCUAGGAGCACCAAUAUUCUACGCCCCCCAUGCAUACGCAGCCAUCCCUAAUCAGUUCCGCUUCCCCAGUACCAAAGGGCACAUAAGUACCAGGGGGCUGGUGCGCUCUCCCUCUGUGAGAGAAAUUUACAUGAAUGUACCUGUAGGGGCAGCGGGCGUACGUGGUUUGGGCGGGCGAGGAUACCUCGCCUGUGCAGGCAUGGGUCGUGGCUGUGCCACGUACCAACUCAAGACAGACAAACGCCCCAACGACAAACUCUAUGACCUUCUUCCUGGCAUGGAGCUCACGCCCAUGAACCCAGUCACUCUGAAGCCCCAAGGCAUCAAACACGCCCCAGAGAUCUUGGAGGAUAUUUGCCAAAAGAAUAACUGGGGACAACCGGUUUACCAGCUUCACUCUGCUAUUGGACCAGAUCAGAGGCAACUGUUCCUUUACAAAGUCACCAUCCCUGCUCUGGCUACUCAAUAUCCAAAUAUACAUCCGUUUACCCCCGCCAAGCUCUGCGCAUCAAUGGAUGAGGCGAAGCUGCAUGCGGCCGAACACACGCUGCAGAUCCUUGGUGUCCAGACAGAGGGCGCUGACGCUUCCGCUGCUGCGGCCGUCGCUGCUGCAUUCCCAGGUUAUGCAAUUGCCAGCACCACUGCUACCCAGCUGAAACAGGCUGUUUCUCUGGGUCAGGACAUGACUGCCUAUGCAACCUACGAGGGUUACCCUGCCUUUGCUGUGGCAACCCGUGGGAAUGCAUAUGGAGUGUUUUAAAACCUUUAACUAACAGUCUCUGUAAUGUCAAUGUUAACCUGUUCCACGUAUUCUGUCGUGUCUAUAGGUUAGUAGUAAUUGUUUGUUUAGAGUUAUGAAAACUUUUAUUUCUUCCCAAGUGUUUUUUUGAGCAUUUUUGCGAUUUUGAAGUAUAUGAGUCAUCUUUUGACUUAACUCAGGAAGAGGGCUGAAGGCUGCCAACAACUCAAUCCCAAACGUUUCCAAAAAAAUGUCACAUUUUACGUUUUAUUGCUGUUUUUCAAGGCUUGAAUUCCCUUGAUUUAAACAUUACUUGUGUCAUAAAUUGUGGUCAUCCAGAAUGGUGACUUUAUAUAUAUAUAUAUAUAUAAAUUAGAGAAAUUUAGGCUGGACCAUUGUUCAGUGCUGCCUGCUGCCUUUGAACGAUUGCAUUUAACAAUGAAUCAUUACAAUUGAAUGUAACUUCGAAACACAUAGUAAUAUUCCAUUGUGCUAAGUUUUAUCCAGACAUUUACUUUAGUAAGCUUUGGUAUUGUAUUUAAAGUGGUUUGUUUUUGUGUUGGUUUUCUUUCAGUAUUUACGUUAACACCUAAGUACAGAGAGUUUUAACAGAUGAUACCCAUUCAUACACUUUUGUAUGUAUCUGCAGGUUUUAGGAUCAUUUUAGAUAUGGUUGACACUUUGUAUCUGGUUCGUUUAUUAGUAGUUUUGCAAUAUUUUAUAAGAUAUUUACAGGCUUGCUACUAUUUUCCCACUUCAUACGUUUUCUAAGUGGGGAAUGUAAGAGCAUUGUUUAAAUACACAUGGACACAUUUUUGUUAAACAUGAAGAUGCCUUAAAGGUGACAGUAUUAAAGUUUGUGUAGCACUUAGAACUUAUUUUUAUACCUGACUUCCAACUCUGUUUGGAGGAACUUUGUUAUUCGAUCAUAGAGUUUUUGAAAUUAUUUAUUGUCUAAGUGAUCGACAUCAGAUCUGGAGGGAGAAUUGGACAGGCAUCAUCAGGACAAAAAAAAA
This is a messenger RNA of Sinocyclocheilus rhinocerous, 2913 nucleotides long. RefSeq names its product APOBEC1 complementation factor-like. Bases 134 to 1918 code for a protein of 594 amino acids. The transcript has 12 exons. Gene Ontology annotation, molecular function: RNA binding. The record is from RefSeq and is a predicted model, not a curated record. Lineage: Eukaryota; Metazoa; Chordata; Actinopteri; Cypriniformes; Cyprinidae.